UUCCCCCGGAGAGAGCUGAGAGCAUACAGAGAGAGAUAAAGAGAGAAUUCUCAAAGCUUUAGAGAGAAAGAGAAGCGAUCAUGGCGGUGAGAGGAUACGCGACGUUGUUAUCGAUCCUUGUGUUGUCGUUGUUCGCUUCUUCUAUUAGAGGCGAAGAGACGGAGACGACGACGACGACGACGAAGGAGUAUGUGUUGACUUUGGAUCACACUAACUUCACCGAUACAAUCAACAAGCACGAUUUCAUCGUCGUCGAGUUCUACGCCCCAUGGUGUGGACACUGCAAGCAGCUUGCUCCUGAGUACGAGAAGGCUGCAUCAGAGUUGAGCAGUAAUGUUCCUCCGGUGGUUCUUGCUAAGAUUGAUGCAAGUGAGGAGACCAACAGGGAAUUUGCAACUCAAUACGAGGUUCAGGGUUUCCCAACUAUCAAGAUCUUCAGAAACGGAGGUAAAGCUGUUCAAGAAUACAACGGACCUCGUGAAGCUGACGGCAUUGUUACUUACUUGAAGAAACAGAGUGGACCUGCUUCAGCUGAAAUUAAGUCAGCUGAUGAUGCUACUGAGAUUGUUGGUGACAAGAAGGUUGUUGUGGUUGGGAUUUUCCCUAAGCUAUCUGGCUCCGAGUAUGAUUCUUUCAUGGCCACUGCUGAGAAGUUGCGCUCUGAAUUAGAUUUCGCACACACCUCUGAUGCCAAACUUCUUCCCCGUGGAGAGUCAUCUGUAACAGGACCUGUUGUCAGACUAUUCAAACCCUUUGAUGAACUUUUUGUUGAUUCCAAGGAUUUCGAUGGUGAAGCUCUGGAGAAAUUUGUCAAAGAAUCCAGCAUUCCACUUGUCACCGUCUUUGACAAAGACCCAAACAACCACCCAUAUGUUAUCAAGUUCUUUGAAAGCACUAAUACCAAGGCGAUGUUGUUCGUGAACUUCACUGGAGAAGGAGCCGAGUCUCUUAAAUCUAAGUACCGUGAAAUUGCUACAUCCAACAAGGGACAGGGUCUUAGCUUCCUUCUAGGUGAUGCUGAGAACAGCCAAGGUGCAUUCCAGUACUUUGGACUCGAAGAGAGCCAAGUUCCUCUCAUCAUCAUCCAGACAGUUGAUGACAAGAAAUAUCUGAAAACAAAUGUGGAGGUUGACCAGAUUGAAUCAUGGGUCAAAGACUUCAAGGAUGGAAAAGUUGCCCCCCACAAAAAAUCUCAACCUAUCCCAACGGAGAACAACGAGCCAGUGAAGGUUGUUGUUUCUGAGAGCCUUGACGACAUUGUCACGAACUCUGGAAAGAACGUCUUGCUUGAAUUCUAUGCUCCAUGGUGCGGACACUGCCAAAAGCUUGUUCCAAUCUUGGACGAAGUCGCUCUGUCGUUCCAAAGCGACCCAAGUGUAGUCAUAGCUAAGCUAGAUGCAACCGCAAAUGACUUUCCAAAAGAAACCUUUGAUGUGAAGGGAUUCCCAACCAUUUACUUCAAAUCAGCGAGCGGAAAUAUUGUGGUUUACGAUGGAGACAGGACAAAGGAAGAUUUCAUAAGCUUCAUCAACAAGAACAAGGACACAGUUGGAGAGCCCAAGGAGGAGGAAAAGACAACUGAGGAGGAAGUCAAGGACGAGCUCUGAAAAGAGAAGUGUGUUCUCUGUCUCUUAGCUGCUAGCUUAGUUUGGUAGUUUUGAGGAAAAUACACAAAGGAAGACAGAGCUUUGAGUAGAGAGAGAGAGAAGGAUACAGACAGACAGAGAGAAUCUCUUUAUCUAUUCAUUAGGGUUUUUUAUAUGCACUCUGCAGAACAAUAAUGGCUGCCUCGUUUCACUUUUUGGUUGAUUUUACCUUUUUUGUGUUUGAACUCAGUUCUCCUUUAAUAUAGUUUUUGAGGCAUUUCUUUGGA
Molecule: messenger RNA, 1873 nt
Organism: Camelina sativa (false flax)
Lineage: Eukaryota; Viridiplantae; Streptophyta; Magnoliopsida; Brassicales; Brassicaceae
Product: protein disulfide isomerase-like 1-1
Biological process (GO): protein folding; response to endoplasmic reticulum stress
Cellular component (GO): endoplasmic reticulum
Molecular function (GO): protein disulfide isomerase activity
Source: RefSeq, a predicted model, not a curated record